Rhinopithecus roxellana (golden snub-nosed monkey) is the source of this 708-nucleotide messenger RNA. RefSeq names its product high mobility group protein B3-like. Bases 76 to 630 code for a protein of 184 amino acids. NCBI's taxonomy places the organism in Eukaryota, Metazoa, Chordata, Mammalia, Primates, Cercopithecidae. Gene Ontology annotation, molecular function: DNA binding, bending. Gene Ontology annotation, biological process: regulation of transcription by RNA polymerase II. The transcript has 2 exons. The record is from RefSeq and is a predicted model, not a curated record.
AACAAAAAAAAAAACAAAAAGAAACCGUCAAUUUUGCAGAAUUUUCCAAGAAGUGCUCUGAGAGGUAGAAAGACGAUGUCCAGGAGAGAGAAGUCGAAGUUUGAUGAAAUGGCAAAGGCGGAUAAAGUGCGCUGUGAUCAGGAAAUGAAGGGUUAUGGACCAGCUAAGGGAGGCAAGAAGAAGGAUCCUAAUGCCCCCAAAAGGCCACCAUCUGGAUUCUUCCUGUUUUCUUCGGAAUUCCACCCCAAGAUGAAAUCCACAAACCCCGGCAUCUCUAUUGGAGACGUGCUCAAAAAGCUGGGUGAGAUGGGGAAGAACUUAAAUGAUAGUGAAAAGCAGCCUUACAUCACUAAGGUGGCAAAGCUGAAGGAGAAGUAUAAGAAGGAUGUUGCUGACUAUAAGUCGAAAGGAAAGUUUGAUGGCGCAACGGGUCCUGCUACAGUUGCCUGGAAGAAGGUGGAAGAGGAAGAGGAACGGGGAGAUGAGGAGGAGCAGAGGAGGAUGAAUAAACAAACUGUUUAUCUGUCAAAAAAAAAAAAAAGAAAGAAAGUAAUGGAUAAAAAUGUGAGUGCGCCCUCUCUCUGUGUGCCUACUUUCUCCUUCAAGCAAAAGGUGGCAAGAUGGCUUUGAGAUCAGUGAUACAUCCGCUGAUUCUAGUGUUUUCCACCCAAGUUUUCAAGCGUUUGGGUGUCCAAACAAACAGAGGAC